UGGCGAGCCUCGACAGCCCCGCAACAUGCAGGAAGUACCGGCGCUUUGCAUCACCGAAAUUUUUUUCUGCAUACGGCGAGCGAAGUUCGAGGGCGACAAGGCGGGAACCAAACUGCAUUAAAUUAGUACUAAAGUUGAAGAUGCAUUCCACCAUCCGGCCGAAUGCUUGGGUGGCUCUCAAACUCCCGUCUGGUAUCACCAAGGUGAUUCAGAUAACCCCGAACACAACUAUAUCGCUAGGGAAAUACGGCUCGUUCCCCGCAAACCUGAUCAUUGGGCGACCAUACCAUCUUACAUUCGAACUACAAGACAAGCUGCCGAACGAGAAUUUCUCCCGCCUGCGCGUAGUACCGACAUCAGAGCUCUACGCCGAGGUUUUCGCCGACGAGGCAUCGCCAAGCUGCUCAACGCCAGCAGUCGGUGCCAGCGAUUCCAUAAUCUCCAUAGCCGACGGGGAAGAGUUCAGUCUAGUAGAUGACAAGGGGAACGUUGUUGCGCGGUCAAACCGAGAGGUCAUCGACGACAGCGCGCGCCAGACUUUGACUCAGGACGAGAUCGAGGAGCUGAAGCGCGAUGGUAGCAACGCGGGCAAGGACGUCAUUGCGAAGCUCCUCCUGUCCCACACCGCCCUAGACCAGAAGACCAGCUUCAGUCUGGCCAAAUACAAGUUGCUCAAAACCAAGAAGUACAUCCGGAGAUUCCAGGUCCUGCCCAUCGACGUCGCGAGCUUUGCGCAAUGGCAGUUAGAAGAGAGGGAUGCCAACAAGAUACUGGAUAUGCGGGCUGAGAUGAUUGGGCUCGUCGGCUGCUGGGGGAAUGUGCACUUUGCGGGUGAGGAUGUUCUGCUUAGGGACCCCAAUGCGGCCAUGGAUCAGGGGGAAGAGGCUCUUCUGCCAGUACCGCAAGAACCAUUACGUGGAAGGUGGCUCGUGGUGGACGAUACGUGUGGUCUACUAGUCGCAGCGAUGGCCGAAAGAAUGGGCGUGCUCUACCCGGAGGAGAGUGAGGACGCGGCAAGCGGCAAGACUGAAGGUCAGAACGGAGAGAGCGUGGACCAAGCCCAACAACACCCUCACCGUCCUAAAGACAGUGGGGAAGUAGCCAAUGAGGUUUCCAAAGACAAUGGCGAUACGGAGAUGGUAGAGGCAGACGCUGUACCCUCAGCAUCCAAGACCGACUGGAAACCGAAGCAAAAACCUCGUCCCUCCGACUUUGCAAUCCCCUAUUCCCAAACCAACACAAUCACGGUACUACAUGGAGCGAGCCAGGCAAAUCUAUCGCUGCUCAAUUACUGGGGUUUUGACAUCACCUCCCCCAACCAUCCACCACACCCGCUACUCAACCACCUCAUGACACUCACAUGGCUGCAGCUCCUCAAGCCGGAGCUGGACAGUUCUUACUCAACACCGCCACCUACAGCCUCAGCCGAGACGCUUGCAUCCUGGAAACCCAGCCGGAGGGGGAAUUUCCACCGCAAGCGCCGGCGGUUCGCCCGAAUCAGACACAUUGUCGACACGACGAGGGCGGGAAACUUCUCGGGCCUCGUCUGCGCGAGCACCAUGGACCCUAUCAGCAUCCUGAAGCACACCCUCCCGUUACUGGCGGGCGGCGCGCCGAUAGCCAUCUACUCGCCAACGGUGGAACCGCUGGCGGCGCUCGCGGACUGCUUCAGCGUGGCCCGGCGCACGGCCUGGUUGAGCGGGGACGUCCCCGAGAUCGCAGACCUCUCUGUUGAGGAGCUGGAGCGCUGGCCGGGGAAUGAGCGCUUCCCGCUCAACCCCACCCUUGUUCAGGGGACGUCGAUCCAGACCAGCCGCGCCCGCCAUUGGCAGGUCUUGCCCGGUAGAACACAUCCCCUCAUGACGGAACGGGGCGGCCCGGAUGGGUUUGUGUUUACUGGGUGGAGAGCCAAGCCGGCUGAGGGUAAGGUCGCUGCUAAGGGCAAGUUCAAACGGCGGAAGGUCGGCUCGGAAGGGACUGAAAACAGUAGCAUGAGGGCUGAGGUGGGCGUUGAAUGAUCUUGGUUUAAUAGGCAUGGGGCAUAUCGCAGGAUACCACUGUACAAUUACGUCCAUGCUGGGUUUGUGGACAAUAGUAAAUGCCUUUACCGCCCUGCGCUUCAUGGCCCUGUUUCGCGCAUCUUAUCAGGCAGCGCCCUCUUUUCAGACGGUUCACCGAAGUGAACGAUCAUAACCCUUUGCCCAUGAACUUCCGCUUCGUAAAGCUCAACCACCACUUGCUAGGUUUGCUGUCACCCUCG
This is a messenger RNA of Canariomyces notabilis, 2260 nucleotides long. RefSeq lists its product as uncharacterized. The transcript has 2 exons. Gene Ontology annotation, biological process: tRNA methylation. The coding region runs from base 141 to 2018 and encodes 625 amino acids. NCBI's taxonomy places the organism in Eukaryota, Fungi, Ascomycota, Sordariomycetes, Sordariales, Chaetomiaceae. The record is from RefSeq and is a predicted model, not a curated record. Gene Ontology annotation, cellular component: tRNA (m1A) methyltransferase complex; nucleus.